Molecule: messenger RNA, 1896 nt
Organism: Thermothelomyces thermophilus ATCC 42464
Lineage: Eukaryota; Fungi; Ascomycota; Sordariomycetes; Sordariales; Chaetomiaceae
Exons: 4
Coding region: 363-1604 (413 amino acids)
Source: RefSeq, a predicted model, not a curated record
CGAAUUGACCAAUCAGACCUACCUUGUUUCACCGAUAUGGAAGUCACCAGGCGUGGGUGUGCCGUUUGGCGUGUAAGCGCAGACAGAGGACGAGGUGAGAGGCUCUGAGGUUGCGGCAUGGUUAUGAGGGCACAGAAAAACGAGCGGGCGGUCCACGCUCUGCUAGCCUCAUCUCCUUCUCACCUCCAAGUACUACUCCAUAGAAGAGGACGUCAUCCCGAAGUUUUCGGAGUACGCUGGCCCUCUCGGUGGUGCCUCAUCAGUUUUGUUUGACGUCGGCUCGUGCCGUAUUGUUGUUGUCUCGGCUGCACCUCACGCCCUACUAACCGUUAGCUUCGGCAUCUGGAGGCGCGGGGCCAACCAUGUCUGACAACGCAGACCGCUUCAUGCUCGAUGUGGUUAUGGAAUCUGUGCCCCACAGGGACAUUGAUGCCCAGGAAACCGCAAGUAGCUCGGCGUCGGCCGAGGACUGCUCGGACUUCUUUGACUUCGAUGCAUACUAUAACCCCGGCGUGGAAACCGAUGUAACCACGCCCCCCUCAGAAGGGGAGCCCGCCGACGGCAGUUUGCCCCUGGCCCAGGGUACUACCCUGGCGAAGAAUCCCAGCCACGCCGAGGACACCCCCAUGCCAGAUGCCCCAGCCCAGGAGUCUCAAUCUCUCAAUCUCUGGCCACAGCUUUCUGGCCCUCAGCCUCCACGCGAUAAAGUGAUCUUCCUGGAGUCGUCGCCUUCUCCACAGCCCUCUGGAGAGAUGAGUCCUAAAAGACCGCCCCAGGUGCGCUCGGCCUCGGGCCAAAGAACACGAGUCAUCAAAGACCUGGAUAAGACGAAUAAGGUCCGGGAGCGUGGGGCUUGUUACCAUUGCAAGAUAAACAAGAAAGGCUGCGAUGAUGCAGAGAUUUGCAAGGAGUGCAGCAAGCGGUUCGAAAAAAAGCCGUCCUGUUCCAAGCGUGCAUGCAUCCGGAAGCCGCUGAAGGAAAUGAUCCCGCCAAAGCUCGGGAGAUGGAACUGGGCAAACCCAUCGCUCCUGAUGCCCGGUCGCAACCAGUUCGAGGCUGGCGCCGAAUCCGUUUUCUGUUCCCUAUCCGUGAACGGACCCUACUUGGAACUCCGUGCGAGUCGGUUCGCACUUGCGAACGAGAGACAGGACGGAGUCCAGAGCUUUCAAGGGGUUGGCAUCAUGCCAUCCGACCUUCCUUCGGAUGAGAACAUUUAUCUUUGGAUGGAACGGCAAAUACUGGCCGAGAACAAGCCGAGAUUUGAAGCGUAUAUGGACAAAUUGCUUGUCGGUUUAGCAAGUCAGCAGCGAGCAAGACCGCAGCCGUGGGCCCGUCAGAUACCCGAGCAACUGGUUCUGGAGACUCUUAGGAUGCGGUGCAUGUGCAAGGUCUGGAGUGCCAAGCAACUCUUUCUCGAGCAGCGCAAGGCCCAGAUAUCGCCAUUCGAUAUAAGAUUUGCAUCAAUGAAAGACUCCCUUCGGCUACUUGCAGGCCGAAGGAUCUCGGAACUCGAGCGGAAGAUCACCGAAGACCUUGAGAAAUAUCUCGGACGAAAAGAACCGACGUCGACCCACCCGAUGAUACUUGUUGUCAAGUGUAAGUAAAAGCCGGGCUGGCCGCCCCCUUCGCGGUCGCCUCGGGGAAUGCUCGCUCCUGUGAAUGCCGCUCCCAAGACAACCCCGGGACAGUUCAAUAAGGACUAGGUGACUGACACUGUAGAUAGGGGUGCUGUUGUGGCAGAUGAUAUUGAUAUACCGGCAGUCCUUGAGCUUGGUGUUGGAGCAGCAGCAAACCAACGCCGAGCCAAUAUCCUACGGAGUGAUGCCUGAUCCCGCAUGGAGGCAUGAUUUCAGGAACGAGACAAUACAGCUACUUGAGGCCGUCAUUGUCAUAUAC